AUGCUAACCUUCCCAUCUAUAGACGAAGGCUUCAAGUUCUGGAAAAUCUGGACCGGCUGGGUGAUUUUGUUCAUAUUUUUAGUAUUUUUUGCUAGUUAUCUGAUUUUGUUCCCUUUCUAUGUAUAUGUGAAUAAAGUCAGCCGCACUAGAGAUCAAAAGAACUUUCUGUUCCCUACCGUCAAUCACUUUUUCAAAAUGAUUCAAGUAGUGUACAUCCUUUUUGCAUUUUCUUUACUUAUUUUUAUUAUUGGAUUUUCACUUGGCUCGAGCAUGGGCUACUUCUCAAAAUUACCAUUAUCUCUCAUGUCGUUCGCCUUAUGCAUUUGGUUGUUAAUUUAAGUUAUGAUCCUGGUAUUUUACAUAUUGAUUAUUCUCCUAGCCAUUGAAAAAUUCACUCUUUAUUUUUUCCCGUCAACCGAGAGAUUUGUAAUAUCGGUGCAAAAAUACCAGAUCAAAUAUAUUUGGUGUCUUUAUCUAGCCACAUUCAUUUUUCAAUUUCUAAUGAUUGUGAAUUCUCUGAGAUGGGGGAUGCAUGCAUUAGAUGCAGUCAAAAUUGAAAUGAUAACAUACGUGUGCCUGAACAUUAUAUUGAUCCUUGCCUCUUUACUAUACCUUCCGAUUUUGAUCAAUGUCAGAAAGUUCUCUCAUUUACCUUCCAUUCAACAGAACAACCCACAAAAGUACAUUUUCUGGCAAACCUUCAAUGUCCUCAUAUUUAAAUUAACUUUCUUCGCAUCUGUGGCCUACUCUCUGAUCUUCUUGACACCAUUUGAGCAAAUGGUAAUUUUACUGUUAUUAGGCGAUAUUUUUAUCAUUCCUCUAGUCAUCCAAGUAUCAUAUAUUUGCUGUAACAAAAAGAGUAUGGAUACGUUGUUCAAGUCGUUCAGCUGGAUCAAAUUUAUAAACAUUUUGUUUAAUAUUAAGGAGAAGACACUUAUAGCGCCACAGACAGUUCCAAGGGGUUUAUUUUAA
This is a messenger RNA of Caenorhabditis elegans, 972 nucleotides long. The record is from the annotation of a RefSeq genome assembly. Lineage: Eukaryota; Metazoa; Nematoda; Chromadorea; Rhabditida; Rhabditidae.